This is a messenger RNA of Macrosteles quadrilineatus (aster leafhopper), 834 nucleotides long. RefSeq lists its product as uncharacterized. The transcript has a single exon. The coding region runs from base 1 to 834 and encodes 277 amino acids. Lineage: Eukaryota; Metazoa; Arthropoda; Insecta; Hemiptera; Cicadellidae. The record is from RefSeq and is a predicted model, not a curated record.
AUGCACCGUGGCUUCGCAGAUGCGUCAGAGAGUGGCUACGCUGCUGUCGUAUAUUUCCGCUGUCAGAUGUCUAAUGGUGACACCAUCAUUCACCCAAUAAUCUCAAAGACUCGUGUCUCUCCUCUCAAAAGAGUAACUCUUCCUCGCCUUGAGCUUUGUGCUGCUCAUCUUCUCGCGCAAUUAGUAGCACAUUGUCAUUCUCUCUUCUCAGAUAAAAUUGCCAUCAAAAAUAUCUAUCUAUGGAGUGACUCCUCGAUAGUCUUGACAUGGUUACGGACUCCACCCUACAAACUCAAGACAUAUGUAGCCAACAGGGUUUCUCAAACUCAAGAACUUGUUCCCAUCGACUCUUGGCGACACAUAUCAAGUACUGAUAAUCCUGCAGACUGUGCGUCAAGAGGAAUUUCUGCUUCCCUACUUGUCAACCAUCCACUCUGGUGGACAGGCCCUCCUUGGCUUAAGCUCCCCACUUGUCAUUGGCCUACCUCGCACUUCAUUCCUGAGGACCUUUCUUCGUCAGAAGAAAUCAAGAAGACACCUUUAGUUGUUCUUACAUCAGCUCCUCAAAAGGAGUGGGAACUUCUUUCUGCCUACUCAUCGUGGAACAAACUCCAACGCAUUGUCACUCUUCUUAACCGCUUCAUUCACAAUUGUCGUCAUCAAAAUGACCGCCUCAGUGGUCCUCUCUCAUCGUCUGAAAUCUCCAAAGCUCGUCUCAAGAUCUUCCAUCAUGUUCCACAAGCCACCUUUGCAGAUGAAAUAGUGUCCCUCCAAAAGAAGCGUGACUGCUCCACCAGACUACAACGUGAAACACCAUUUCUUGACUUUGGUUAA